Arachis ipaensis is the source of this 1936-nucleotide messenger RNA. Its product is annotated as AAA-ATPase At3g50940-like. Gene Ontology annotation, molecular function: ATP binding; ATP hydrolysis activity. The record is from RefSeq and is a predicted model, not a curated record. Lineage: Eukaryota; Viridiplantae; Streptophyta; Magnoliopsida; Fabales; Fabaceae.
AGUGUGAAUAUUUUGAAUACAAGUCUUCAUAUUAGUGAUCUCCAUGGAAGUCUUCAUUAGUAGGCAAAGAAAAAUGCUGAAGCUCUUUUUCUGAAACAUUCUUAAGCAAUAAACUCCAAUUAAACAAACUAAAAGAAGUGUGAAUACAAAUCCUCAUCUAUGCUUAUAUAGUUCUGUGUGAUUAACAAAACAAUUAAGCUAAGCUAAUCAUCAAUUAGUCUUAAACUAACACCAUUGUCCAUCUCCAAUAAUCCUGUGAGAACUAUCUCAUCUCCAAAUUUUCCAGUUCAAAUUCCAAAAUCAUGUCAAAUAACACAAAUAGCACUGUAAUUGUAUCUGCAGUUGCAUCUGCUGCAGCCUCAGCUAUGCUAAUUCGAAGCGCCGCGAACGAAUUGGUUCCUUCUGAGGUUCUAGAGUACUUUUCUUCAAAAUUUUUCAAUCUCAGGCACCACUUCUCGUCGCGAUUCACCAUUGCGAUCGAGGAGUAUCAGGGAAUGAUGUGCAACCACAUGUAUGAGGCUGCAGAGGUCUAUUUAGGCACCAAAGCCGCUCUCGCGAGGCACAGAGUUCGAGCAAGCAAAUCAGGGAAUGAUAAGAGUCCAGCAUUCAGCAUAGACAAAGAUGAAGAAAUUUUGGAUGAUUUUGAAGGAGUUAAGGUAACUUGGAGAUUUUUCCGUUAUUUUGAGCAACGUACUAAUAGAAAUCAUUAUAUUAAUGAUUUCAAUGGUUCUUCCAAGAGAGAAGUAAAGUCCUAUGAACUAAGCUUUCACAAGAAACACAAAGACAAGAUCUUCAAUUCAUAUCUUCCAUUUGUGUUGGAAAGAGCAAAGGCAAUUGAAGAAGCAAACAUGGCUUUGAAUCUUUACACCGUUGGCAGUGAGAAUGAAUGGAUUGGAGGUGUGGAAUUUGCCCACCCCAUGAGUUUCAAGACUCUCGCGAUCGAUGCGGAUCUCAAAAACAAGAUCACUGAUGAUUUGGACAAGUUUGUGAAAGGAAAAGAGUUCUAUAACAGAACUGGCAAAGCUUGGAAAAGGGGUUACUUAUUGUAUGGUCCUCCUGGAACUGGCAAGUCGAGUCUUAUCGCGGCCAUGGCAAAUUAUCUCAAUUAUGAUCUCUAUGACUUAGAUCUCAGUGCUGUUCCUACCAAUAGGGAGUUGAAGAAUCUGGUCCUUAACAUGUCGAACCGUUCCAUUCUUGUUAUGGAAGAUAUUGAUUGCACUAUAAAGCUGCAGAACAGAGAAGAAGAAGAGGAGGAGGACAACAUGGAAAGAGAUAAGAAAGAAAGCAAGGUAACACUAUCAGGGCUAUUGAAUGCAAUAGAUGGUUUAUGGUCAUGCUGCGGCGAGGAACGAAUCAUCGUGUUCACGACAAAUCACAAAGAGAAGCUUGAUCCUGCUCUUCUAAGGCCUGGAAGAAUGGACAUGCACAUUCACUUGUCAUACUGCACUUUCUCUGCUUUUAAACAAUUGGCAUGCAACUACCUUAAAAUCUCAGAUCACAAUCUCUUUCAAGAGAUUGAAGGGCUCUUAAGAGAAGUGCAGGUUACUCCAGCAGAAAUUGCAGGAGAGCUGCAAAAAAAAAUUAAUGCUGAAAAUUGCCUGCCAGAUAUUGUUAAAUUCUUGCACAACAAGAAAAUGGUGGAGCAAAAUGAGCCAAAGUUGAGCGUAAUCAUGGAAUAAUUAAGUUUGGUUAAACUUAAUUAUAAAGUAUUGAUAUGGAGACAAUAUUGUCAAAAUGGUUCAGAUCAGACUUUGGAAAUGAAUCAUUUACUCAUGGUAGAGAGGUGCCACAGGCACAUAUAUCCUAUGGCGGUGUAUUUUUCUUUUUUUCGUUUUUUUUUUUCUGUAUGUGUAACCGUUGAAAUAUGAGGAUAUUAUUUUGGUAGAUAAUCAUUAGUAGUUUAGAUUUUAGAUGAUGCAUUUAUUAUUUAUAUUUU